Messenger RNA from Staurois parvus, 326 nucleotides. Lineage: Eukaryota; Metazoa; Chordata; Amphibia; Anura; Ranidae. The record is from the annotation of a GenBank genome assembly.
AGACAGCAGCAAUGGGAGACCGUACAGGGACCCAUGAGACACUGUGGACCUGGCAGCAGCAUGAGGAGGCGGUACAGGGGCCCAUGGCAGACUGUGGACCUGGCAGCAGCAUGAGAGGCGGUACAGGGGCCCAUGGCAGAUUAGGGGCCUGGCAGCAGCAAUGGGAGGCCCGUAAUCUGCCAGCACCCUAUGACAAAAAAUGGAACACACCAGCAGUGUGUGAGGAGACCUGAAAGUGGCACAUGGCAGAGUGUGGAGAUGGAGACCGCAGCAAUGGGAGGCCGUACAGGGACCCAUGAGAGACUCUGGACCUGGCAGCAGCAUGA